Hypoxylon trugodes is the source of this 2292-nucleotide messenger RNA. RefSeq names its product putative fructosyl amino acid protein. The transcript has a single exon. NCBI's taxonomy places the organism in Eukaryota, Fungi, Ascomycota, Sordariomycetes, Xylariales, Hypoxylaceae. Gene Ontology annotation, molecular function: sarcosine oxidase activity; flavin adenine dinucleotide binding; proline dehydrogenase activity. Bases 286 to 1776 code for a protein of 496 amino acids. The record is from RefSeq and is a predicted model, not a curated record.
CAAAACCCGACUUGUGGGGUAUCACCAGCUGAUUAAUUCAAUCUUUCUCGCCUACUAGAAGCGGCACGAGGAGCAUAAAAUCCCUAUAUAUAAAUAUUAAAGAGUUCGGGAUGUGUGUGUAUUUUAUGGCCAGAUAGCAUUUCUUAUGAUACAUGUCUUACAUCGUCAUCCUUAACUGAUACCCCCCUUCAGUCUUCCGGUAGCACGAGCUUCGUCAUCAUAGUCCGCAGCUGACUUACCUUCCCUUCUUGGUCAGAUACCUGGUUACCAUAGAUAAAAUACCCUAUGGCGCCAGCUGUAACAAUGGCUGACGUCCUGUCUUGCCCAUGUCCCGUCCUCCCCGACGUUACAGCCACCGCCAUCGAUUCGGAUGCCGCAGCCCGUAAUUUCAAGGCUCCCGAUAGCAUCCUAAUUAUCGGCGCCGGUGUCUUCGGUCUCAGCACCGCAUUCGCCCUAACCAAGCGUCCGGAAUUCGCCUCAACCUCGAUAACAGUUCUAGACCGAUCCCCCGAAACAGGUGUAUUCCCCGCCCGAGAUGCCUCUUCCGUCGACUCAUCGCGCAUUAUCCGUCCAGACUAUGCCGACCCCGCAUAUGCUGGUCUCGCGGCCAAGGCGCAAGCGCAUUGGCGCCAGACCUCUGGACCCGAUGCGCUCGGCGGCGAGGGUCGCUAUACUGAGAGCGGGUUCGUCCUAGCCGCCAACGACGGGCCCAUGGCACGGCCAGACGGCACGCUAACAGCCCUCGCGUAUGUCAAAACGAGCUGGGUGAACGCUCUAGCAUUAGCCCAACGCGAGGGUAGACCAUUAAAUUCCGUGCGCAUGAUGCAUUCGGCCUGGUCUGUUGCGAAGGUGACGGGUGCGGGUGAAUUCGCCGAUUGGGGAUAUCUCAACGAAGCAAGUGGGUGGGCUGAUGCCGAGGCUAGCAUGGAUUGGUAUUACAAACGAGUCGUUGCUACAGGGAGAGUGAAAUUUUUUAAUGGCACCGCCGAGAGUCUUGAGACGGAUGAUGCGACGAGGAGAGUCACGGGCGCGCGACUCAAAGAUGGAACUACGCUAUCGGCUGAUCUAGCAAUUGCAGCCGCGGGCGCCUGGACUCCCACAUUGGUUGAUCUUUCAUCGCAAGCUGUAGCUACAGGACAAGUUCUUGGAUACAUGGAUAUUACAGAAGAGGAGCAGAAAAAGCUAGAGAAAAUCCCCGUGAUGUUGAACUUAUCGACUGGGUUCUUCGUUAUCCCCCCUCGAAAUCGAGUUCUCAAGGUAGCGCGUCACGCAUACGGAUAUAUAAACCCCAAACCGUUAUCGAAAUCACCCUUAGGAGUUCCAGGAUCCGCGAAAGGACAACCAAAGCUUGUCUCUCAACCAUAUACGCACUUGGACGAUGCGAAUCUCUCCAUUCCACCAGAGAGUGAGAAGGAAUUGUUGGAAGGCUUACGGAAGAUAAUACCUUUGCCUGAGCUUAAGGAUAGAUCUUUCUCUCGAACACGUCUUUGUUGGUAUACGGACACUCCUACUGGCGAUUGGAUUGUAGAUUAUCACCCAUAUUGGCAAGGUCUAUUCGUUGCUACUGGUGGGAGUGGACAUGCCUUCAAGUUCCUACCAGUCAUUGGUGAUAGUGUGGUAGAUUGCAUCAUGGGUAAAUGUCCUGAACAGUUUCAGAAUAAAUGGAAAUGGAAGACCGUGGACAACAUUGAAAAAGCAAUAGUAACAGAAGACGGAAGUCGUGCGGGACAACAAGGUCUUAUUUUGGAAGAUGAACUUAAGAAACAUGCAAAUUAAUCGAGAAAAGAUUUGAGUUACAACAGAUUCAACAGCAUAUAUCACGAUACUAAAACCAAGUCACAGGCAAUGGGUCGGUAGAGGAUGUUCAUAAUGUGCAUAAAGCAACGAUGUAUGCUCUACCUAAGGAAUUACCUUAAGUUAUUAAUCAUCCGUCUGAUAUCUGAAUGCUUCGUAGGAACUAAAGUUCUUGUGAAUGCAAAAGGUUCAGACUUCGCCGACGCCUUGAGAUCGGAUGAUUAAGAACUUAGAGGCAUACAAUCAUGAUCACUAAUGAUCCUUUGGCCUAUGGAAUAAUUUCAUCUCAAAGGCACGCAUCAUCCAUUCCACCCUUCCACCGCGGAAAUGCCAAUACGUAUUUCCGCAUACCGCAUACCGCAACCUAGCCGACGCCCCUUCCGCCGACUAUGCAACCAUUCCCUCAAAGAGGUCGAAUUAAGGCGACACUUCGACCAGCGCGAAUGCCACCGGGAGUGUUUCAGUGCAAUCUAACCCACUCAAAUGGGUCUCAAAGGC